This is a messenger RNA of Penicillium hordei, 1593 nucleotides long. Its product is annotated as cytochrome P450. Gene Ontology annotation, molecular function: iron ion binding; steroid hydroxylase activity; heme binding. The record is from RefSeq and is a predicted model, not a curated record. The transcript is spliced from 3 exons. The coding region runs from base 1 to 1593 and encodes 530 amino acids. NCBI's taxonomy places the organism in Eukaryota, Fungi, Ascomycota, Eurotiomycetes, Eurotiales, Aspergillaceae.
AUGGACACCGACCCUACUCGACUGUUUCUUGGGGCUGUGCUAUUCCUCACUGUGGCCACCAUUGCCACAUGGUGGGGUGGAAAGCACAAUGCCAGCGAACCCCCCUCGCUGGGAGGAUCCAUGAUUUCCAACACCUAUCAGUACAUGACUGACAUGCAUGGCUUCCUACAGAGAGUCAGUUCAGCCCAGCUCAAGAGCAGAAUCGUCAAAUUCCGAUUGGGCCCAAAGAAGAUAUACAUGGUCUCCGGGGAGAAGAACAUCCAAGCCAUAAACAGACCCUCGCACAGUAUCAGUCCAGAUGUCUUCUUCAUCGACGUCAUGGCCAACGUCUGGGGUGCGAAGACCGAGGAGCUGGCCAGCUUUGCAGCGGAUAAGUCCGGUCGAAGCAAGAACCAAAUCACAGGACACGAAGUCAAGCCUGGGCAAGCACGGCUAUGGCAUGGGCAGCACCAUGUCUACUCUGAAUACCUUCAGCGAACGGACCAUGCCAAUGCACUAAGCGACAAAUAUAUGGAACUCUUCAACCAGCGUCUUACCAAUCAGCCUUUAGGGGAGUGGAGGGAGGUUAGUCUCUCCGAGUUCUUUCACAGGGAAAUGGCUGAAGCUGCGUUGGUUGCCCUGAUGGGGUCUCGGAUUGUCGAGCUGAACCCAGACUUCUGGCCGGCCAUGUGGGAAUUCGCUCGUCUCGCACCGCGGCUCAUGUGGGGGUUACCCCGAUGGAUGAGUCCCAAGCCAUGGAAGAUCCGCAGUGAGUUCCACGGGAUGUGUCGGAGGUACCUUGAUGCAGGCGAUAGAGAAUUCGACUGGGAUGGCCCCGAUGUCGAUGCCGAGUGGGAACCCCUUUAUGGGUCUAGGAUGGCUCGUGAGUUAAUUGCUUGGUCGAAGAAUCAUCUAUCGCCCGAGACUACAGCGGGCAUGGUGGCAACAUUUGUAUUCGGCACAAAUGCCAACUCGGUACCUAUGUCGCUGUGGGCGAUGAUGGAGUUGAUCGCAGAUCCGGAACUAUAUCGGGCAGUACGAGAAGAAUGCCUGGCCGCAAGCUCGGUAGACCUAGUUACUGGAAAGCGAACAUUCGACCCCCAGAGCUUGCUCUCGAAGCCGUUGUUACAAUCAGUCUACAUUGAAACUCUCCGUCUGCAUAUAUCGAUCAACGUUACUCGCGAGGUCACCCAGCCUAUCAACCUUGAUGGUCAUCUUCUGACCCCUGGGUCUCUCAUUCAAGCGCCGAGUCAGAUUGGACAGUACAACGAAGCUGUCUGGGGCACGUCUGAGUAUCCUGCAGCGCAGUUCUGGGCUGGUCGCCAUUUAAAGCAUGAUGGUGGUAAGGCCGAAUUCACGAUGGCUGGUAAAACGUCUUCUUUUUUCCCUUUCGGUGGAGGGCCAUCAAUCUGCCCCGGGAGGGUAUUUGCUAAGCAAGAAAUCCUAAUGACUAUUGCCGCGCUGGUAACCAGAUUUGAGAUAGAGAUGAUUGACUGGGUGCAUCCCGACGGAUCCAAGUCCGACCGGCCGCCUCAAAAUGAUCAGUCGCACAUCGGAGCCGUCGGAAUCCCACCAGACCGGGACAUGAAGAUCCGAUGGAAGAGGGUGUGGUAG